AUGAUCAGGAUUCUUAAGAUGGAGAUACUUUUAGAAGAACUUCAAAAUAUAUACCCAGCAAUGCUGCCUACUGUGGAGAACCAAAUAGAAACCCUUCUUGAGGAGUUAAUACUUGUACGAACUUUUCUCAUGGUUGAAGAGAAUGAAGAAAUGAAAUCCACACAUAUAAGAGCAGUUCUGGGGGACGUGGCUGCAACUUUCUACUCUCAUCAAUGGAAUUUUCUUAAUGAAGACACAGGGAGAAAACUCAGCCUAUUGCUUCCUGCGUUAUUGGAGAAAGUUAAGCUAGUCAGUACACAUACGAAACAGAUGUAUAUGUGUGUUCGAAGCUCACUGCCAUCUUAUUUUCGAAAGACUGAUGGAUUUGGAUUCAUGGAGUUCCUUUUAAGAGAUCUAAAGGAGCUGCUAAACUCUAAUGAAGUUUCAAUUAAUAAAGUGAAACAUCAAAUUCGAGUUGUUCACAGAGACAUGGAGUCACUAAGAUCAUUCCUUAGGGGUAUGGGUGACAAGCAUCAUGAGGAUUCAGACUUGAAAAGUCUUGUUUCACACAUUGUUGAUGUGGCCUUGCAGGUGGAAUACAUCACUGAUUCAUUUGUUUGUGGCCACGGUGUUCGAUGGUAUCAUGUGGUAUGGCUAUCUGAUCUUAUAGAAGAUAUUAAACUGAUCAAAAUCCAGGCCUUUGAAAUCUCCAAGACGUACGAGAUUAGCAUCCCUGACGUUCAGCAGUCAACAAGAAAGGUGAUGUCGCUGGUGAAAAUGUCCCUAAUUAGUGAUGUUGUGGUUGAUCUUGUUGAUGAGAAUGAAAGGAUGAUCGAUAGACUUACCAGAGGAUCUUUGCAGCGAGAUGUUGUUUCAGUUGUCGGGAUGGCAGGGAUCGGUAAGACGACUCUGGCCUUGAAGGUAAAUAACUGUCCUUCAAUCACCUAUCACUUUCAUGUUUGUGCAUGGUGUCAUGUCUCCGAAGUAUUUUCCAAAAGGGAGUUAUUGCUCGAAAUUUUGGGUGACAUGGUGGAGAUUACUGACAAAAUCCUGGAAAUGAGUGAUGAAGAUUUGGAGAUAAAGCUAUACCGAUGGCUUAAGGGGAAAAGGUACAUCAUAGUUAUGGACGAUAUGUGGAGCAUAGAGGCAUGGAAUGAUUUAGAAAGAUCAUUCCCAGAUGACCAAAACGGAAGCAGAGUUUUGAUCAGCAGUCGUCUCCAUGAGGUUGCUCUGAAAAUUAAAGCAAGUAGCAUUCCUCAUUCUCUUCGCCUACUCUCAAUUGAUGAAAGUUGGGAGCUUUUACAGAGGAAGUUGUUCAAGUCAAAUGAUUGCCCUGAUGAGCUCUUGUAUCUGGGGAAGCAAAUUGCACAGAGCUGCAAGGGACUCCCUCUUGCACUUGUUGCAAUAUCUGGGAUCCUUCAACGAACUGUCAUAAAACCAGAAUGGUGGAAAGAAGUUGCGGAAAGUUUGAGCUCACUCAUUGCUGAUGAUCCAGAAACAAGGUGCAUGGACAUCUUAGCGCUUAGCUACUAG
Oldenlandia corymbosa var. corymbosa is the source of this 1512-nucleotide messenger RNA. The record is from the annotation of a GenBank genome assembly. Lineage: Eukaryota; Viridiplantae; Streptophyta; Magnoliopsida; Gentianales; Rubiaceae.